AUGCCCCUUCCACCCAACAUUGUCUGCUCAGAGACGCGUCCGGCUCUCCAACCAAACAACGUUCCAGGAAUCCAACAGAUCAUUCAUCGCUUAAAGACCCGUCUUGCCUUGGCUAGAUUCAAGCACCAACAUGGUUACGAGCACUACGAUUUGGUUACCUUGGAGUCCAGUCUGCUAUCAAGUCUUCUCAAGUCCCGUCGGCGGCCAGUAAUGGUUCCUCAUCGCUACUACCCAUCCCAUCCAAAAUCCAAGCCAUUUGUUCGGUCUACGGCCUCUUUUGCACACGCGCCCACGCCGACCUGUAUUCGGUCCCCUUUAUCGGCCAAGCGUAAUACAUCACCGCGACCAUCCCUUUCAUCAGACGAUGAAGAUGCUGCGAAUCUAUUAGUAAUGCUUCAUCGAAUGGCCAGCUUGGAUAAAUAG
This is a messenger RNA of Phycomyces blakesleeanus NRRL 1555(-), 423 nucleotides long. RefSeq lists its product as hypothetical. The record is from RefSeq and is a predicted model, not a curated record. NCBI's taxonomy places the organism in Eukaryota, Fungi, Mucoromycota, Mucoromycetes, Mucorales, Phycomycetaceae. The transcript has a single exon. The coding region runs from base 1 to 423 and encodes 140 amino acids.